GUUCUUCUCCCGUAAGAUGCCCGAGUUGCGUUGAUCCUUCUCCAACCGUAUUUCUUAAUAAACACCAAAAUAAGCUCUCAGUUUUCUUUAUUCCCGUUUGGUGGUUCAAACCAAAGUUUCUUUGGAUUUGUGAAAGAUGCAAAUGGACAGGAGACACAAGGCCUAAUGAUGAACAGGUCCGACAGAGGGAGGAGGCGGAGUUGACGUUGCGACAGCGGCAACCUUUGCCAACUUGGGGGUUGAGAAAGUGUAAAACUUGUGAUAAAGAGAUUAACGUUUCUGGUCGCAUCAAGUACUGCCCAUACUGCGGAAGUCCGGUUCAGGUCUAA
This is a messenger RNA of Dentiscutata erythropus, 329 nucleotides long. NCBI's taxonomy places the organism in Eukaryota, Fungi, Glomeromycota, Glomeromycetes, Diversisporales, Gigasporaceae. The record is from the annotation of a GenBank genome assembly.